GGAUUUAGGAAGCCCUAAAACCCUUUAAUCUCCAUCGCCGCUCGUUCUCUCUCUCUUUCAGAUUCCUCCCAAGCUAGCUUCUUUGGUUAUCUUCUUAUUCCAGUCGUGCUUUCGCAUUCAGAUAAUUGGAAGCCAAAAAUGUAUAAUCGCAAACCAAAGGAGACGAAAAAGGAAGUCAUGGAGGCUACUGAUCCUGACCUGCGCUUUAGGACGAUUAUGAAAGAUGUUGAGCGCUUUGGGUCAUCGCAUAUGACAUGGAAGGAUAAGAAAGCACUGGAGAAUAAGAGAGUGAUUGAACUUGGUGGAAAGCCUCAAAAGAAGCAGAGGCUACCGCUGAGUGUAGCGCGAGUACAGAUGAAGAAACAGAAAGAAAAAGAUGAGAAGAUGUUGGAACAGAAUAUGAUUCUUGGCAGAUUUGGAGGACAGCUUGGUGGUGGAAGUACAAAGAAACCCGUAGAGAAGAAGCGUAAGCCAGAGGAUAGAGUUCUGAAAUCAACUGUAGGGAAUUUCAAGGGUGGUGUUCUUGAUGUUAGGCAUUUGCUACAUUCUGGUUCUUCAAGAACCAAUGACAGAGAUAACAAGACGAGCAGCUACGGUAAGAUAAACCUAGGAGGAGGAGGAGAAGGAGGCAUAAAGAAAAAAGGGAAGAAGAAAGGAAAGAAGAAAGGAAAGAAAGGAGGCGGUAAGAAGAAACGCAAGUAAUUGCGUUAAGAUGUACGAAUAUUGUCAAACAUGGAAUGAUCUGUUUACAGUAGCCUCUCUUGGGAUGAAUGUAGUUUGCCUCUAUUUUUGCUGUAUUUUAAAAUUAAUAGGAGUUUUUGUAGAAAGAACAAAUCUAGUUCCUGGAAACGGUCUCAAACUCUCCCCAAAAGGGAAAGCUUUUUACAUGGGAAAGAAAAAAC
Eutrema salsugineum is the source of this 902-nucleotide messenger RNA. RefSeq lists its product as uncharacterized. The record is from RefSeq and is a predicted model, not a curated record. The transcript is spliced from 5 exons. The coding region runs from base 139 to 702 and encodes 187 amino acids. Gene Ontology annotation, cellular component: nucleolus. Gene Ontology annotation, biological process: maturation of SSU-rRNA from tricistronic rRNA transcript (SSU-rRNA, 5.8S rRNA, LSU-rRNA). Lineage: Eukaryota; Viridiplantae; Streptophyta; Magnoliopsida; Brassicales; Brassicaceae.